Messenger RNA from Dicentrarchus labrax (European seabass), 3955 nucleotides. Its product is annotated as coiled-coil domain-containing protein 30. The coding region runs from base 495 to 2888 and encodes 797 amino acids. The record is from RefSeq and is a predicted model, not a curated record. NCBI's taxonomy places the organism in Eukaryota, Metazoa, Chordata, Actinopteri, Moronidae. The transcript has 21 exons.
AAACAAGCAAUUAGUUUCCAACACUGCCAGUAAAAGAGGUAUCUCAUCAUUUUACUCAGAUUAAACAAAAAGCCGAAGAUUAAAUCUGUUUUUAAACAAAGUAUCGUUUUUACUGACGUUUACCUGUGACUUUAAACUAUACACACAGUUAACGGUCCCUCAAGACUCCUUCAAGGACCCAAGGAAAGCCCACGAUCACAGUGCGCAAGUGCCGUGAGCCUUUACAAGAACAAACAGAACUUCGCACCGCCACCCAUUAAAGCCACAGACAGUGAUAUCCUCUCGUCUUCUCAACCCACACGGUGUUUCUGACCCUCUGUCGCCGCUUUUAACGGGAAAGUUUCAGUUUGUAAAAUCCUGAAGAUGAACAACGAGGACACCACAACGGUUUCGGACUUUUUCGCGUGAAACAAAAAAAAUAACAAACUACAAAAAUGAUGGUUAAAAUAUGAGCGUAAACUACAGACGGACGUUGUUUCACACCGCAGGACAAAAUGGACCAACUACAGGAGGAGCUGAAGCAGAUCACCGUAUGGUUUAAUGAGGAGGGACUUGCUCCGGACUCCCCUAAGGAGGCUCAGCUGUGUUUGCUAUGGCGAGACCUCCAGCGCUCAAGAAGCCGUCUGAGCAGUGUAACAUGGGACCUGGACACCCAGCGGUCCCAACACUUAGCGGAGAUGGAAGAGGUACGCAAGUCCUUGGAGCAGAUCCGAAUCUUUACAGAGCACAAAGAUGUUCUGGCUCAGGAGAUACAAGAUGAAAAUGAUCAGCUCAAAGACCAGCUGCGACGCAUAAUAUCCCUUCAAGAUGCCCAGAUCAGUGAGGUGGCUAAAAUGCUGUACCAGCAGGGUCUCACAGAGUUGAUUCACAGCAGCCCCAGUGAGCAGGUGGCCUACCUCCUGGUCGAAAGAGCUUCCUUACUUGAGACAAGUGAGGCUCCUGACCAGCUGACGGGUGAUGGAAACACAGCCCUGCUGGGGACCGAAGCCCAAGGGCUGAACACCAAUGCACACCAGUCUUGCCACAAGGGGGCACCACAUCAUGGCCAGAGUCCGUGGAAGAGACUCUUCGGACUCCACAAAGCUUCACAGAGCAAACAUACUUUAAUUCCUGCUGAGGCCAGGCAUUUAGCCGGCCAGGUAAGCAGUGUGGAGAGGAAAUGUUCUCGUCUGGAGCGGGACCUGGAGGAGGGCUCCCGCCGGCUGGCCAUGGCCCACAAUGAGAUCAGGCGUUUGACUGAUGAGCUGGAGUCUGCUCAUUUGACUCAAAGAGCUUAUGAGCCUGAGCUGCAAGCAGCCCAGCAGGAGGUAGAGCAACUCAGAAAGGAAGUAGAAAAACUGAAGAAAUAUGAAAUGGUGGAACUGCGAAAGGCCAAAGAGCUGAACGAUCGUCUGGAUCUUGAGAUCAGGGCCUUGAGGAGCAGGGUACGUGCCCUGGAUGCUGAGAAAAGCUCUCUCCAGCAGAUGGUGGUGUCUCUGCAGGCGAAGGAGGAGCAGCUGGAGUCAGUCCUGCAGGAGCAGCAGUCUGAGCACCAGCUCCUCACUGUGCGGGUUCAGGCCAACCAAGGUCUGAGCAUUACAUCUGACCCUAAUACAGUUGGCCCAUCCUACAAUCAGUCUUUUAACACUGAGCAGAAGUCUCGAGCAGAAGAGCGGGCGCAGAACAACCAGACCUGCAGAAAUAUACAGGAGGAACUCAGUGCUCAGACAAGAUGCCUUUUAGAAAAGGAGGAAAUUGUUGGAUCUCUGCAGAGAGAGGUGGAGCGGCUUGAGUCAGCCCUGCAGGAACAGCAGCAGCAGACUGAGCAGCAGCUCCUGAACUUGCAGUCUCAGGCAACUGAAUUGAUUCAGAGCAAUGAGAUCUGCAGGGAUUUACAAAAUAAGCUCAGCACUCAGACGAGAUGCCUUUUGGAGAAGGAGUCAGAAGUACAUUUCCUAAAGCAGCAGCUUGAUAAUUCCCAUAAAGAUCUGGAUAACCUUAUAGCUACCAUCUUCACCAAAGAGAACAAUGUUCAGGGUCAAAAGCCGUGGAAGCAAAAAGAGGACAAUUCACAGCAAUGUGAAAACACUCACUGUCAGCUGACGGACUCCUUUCCAACAGAAGAUAAAGAGCUGUGUAAGGAGUGUCCUGAUUAUCAAGAAGCAGUGAAGAUUCAGUUGGCUACCCAAGACAAGUGUGAGACACUCAAGAAGGAGAUCUGUGAAACACUUAAAUGCCUCGACAAAGAGCGGAGUAAAUACCACGAGAUGAAGGAAAAACACAAGGCGAAACUGUGUCGAGCCAAAGCGAAAUUCGAUGAUGAAACCACAUCACGUGAUGAGAAGAUAAAAAAUCUAGAGCGAGAACUGUCGUUGUGUUCCCAUUCAUUAGCAAAGGAAAAAGAGCUUACCGUAAAAAUAACUGUGGAAAAUGACAAACUACUUGUUGAGAGGAGGAGGCUUCUACAACAGCUAAAUGAGGAGGAACACAACCAGAAGGACAGUUAUCUAACAGCUUCUUUGUCCAAAUGCAGGGUGGAUUUUCUAGAGAUGGAAAACAAGAAACUAGGAAACAAAAUAGUCCACAUGUCCAAUCAGCUAGCUGUCCUGGAACGCAGCCUGCAAACCAUGCAGUCACUUCACUUUGCUGAGGAACUAAAGAAAAUAUCCGCUCCUACACAGGUUUUUAAACAUCUCCCUGUGCCAACUCCAAGUGUGAUGAUGCCUGAGCCGCCAGAAAUUCAAGGCGUAUUGAAGAAUACUCAGAGAAAGACAGACGUGACUUCUUCCACUCGCUGUUUGAUCUCUGUGCCCCUGUCUCGAUCCGCAGAGAUGGGCUACCUGAACCUGACCUCCACUCAUAGCGGCUCAGACCACUCGACUCCCUCUGCCGCCCUCAGCAGUUCAUGAAUAUACUGUACAGAAACUAUUUUAUUUGAGAGAUACUGCGCGGUGCAGACACGUGGAUUAUGUCCAUGGAAGGAGCAUGUGUGAUUGGGCCCCACAGCAACCUCCUGCAACUUGCAAUAUCCGGGAGAAGCCGCUUGCACACUUGAGUUCAUCCAGAGGUGUGUUUAAAUAUGGCACUGUCAUGAAAACGAUCAUAGCAUUGACUUGAUAUAUGAAGGGAUCUUAAUCAAUGUUUAUGACUUUUCUGUAAUUGACAUUUUUGUUAGAGUUAGGGAUGUCAGUAAGUUGGCCCGGCCCACUUAAUACAAAAACAUAUUACUUCGCAUUUUGAGUGAUCAGAUUUUAUACAUUACUUUGCAGGUAUAAGAAAAACUCAAAUUAUGCUAUCCAAUUUAGUGAGAAAGCGAUGAGCGAGGAGAGGCAUGAGAGAGGAGAGGGGAUGGGGAGAGAGUAAUGACGAUUGCACACACAGACACCCACUCAAUCUCUCACAGGCACACACUCAGGGGUUAAAGUAUUGCGGCACCGUGCCGGAUCUCCGGCAUGACGCAGUUGUGAAGAAAUUUUCAUCAGGAUAGAAAUUCGGGAAGGUUUAUCAUUUUUGAGUUCCCCAAAAUCAAUGGCAGCUCUCGCUUAAAAAAAACGUGUUUUUGCUAGCUAUAACAACGUGCAGCUAUCCAACAAGAUGAAAGUUUUGUCUGAAAGUGUGUUUCCCCCCCCCUGUUUUCAGAGCCUUUUGCUGCAUAAAUCCCCAGACGGGCAGCAAGGCAGAGAAAAAACGAGGGCUGAACGCACCAGUUUGCACACUUUUGAGAAAACUGCUGGAUUUUGAAUUGGUGGGUAGGGUCAUUGUAUUGCAAUGUUAUACAUUUUUUUUUAACACAAAACCAGGCUUGUUUCAGCCAUGUGUUACUAAAAUAGUCUUAGUACAUACAGGGACAGUGAAUUUUACAUGUUAAAGAUUGUUGUUGAAAAUAAAUAAUGAGGAAUGACUGUUUGUGCAUUGUGCACUGUGUUAUCUCUUCAAUUUCAAAAGAGAAAAUAAAAAUAUCAAAAAACAACAAAAA